AUGUCGGCAAAGAAAAGUGGUCCGCUGCCUUCCGACUCAGCGCCUAUCACCGAAUCUCUCCUCAGUCGCUUGAUUGUUGCACCGGUGCUGUUCGUAUCAUUUCUGAUAUCGCUAUUCCUCAUUGACCGCCAAACGUAUGGCAGCAUCUUCGGCCGAUCCGGCAGUCAAGAUGGAUAUUACCAUUCCCACCAGCGCAAGUUGGCCAAGCGAGAGAUGGACGACGCUUUCCAAAUGCGAAGCAAGGUCAUCGCUGCCAUGGUAUUGUUGAGCGCGGUCUCCCUGGCUCUGCUUGCUUGGAUACUGGAAUCGACGUGGAAUGUAUGGAGAUUUAGGACGUGA
This is a messenger RNA of Fonsecaea multimorphosa CBS 102226, 339 nucleotides long. RefSeq lists its product as uncharacterized. Lineage: Eukaryota; Fungi; Ascomycota; Eurotiomycetes; Chaetothyriales; Herpotrichiellaceae. The record is from RefSeq and is a predicted model, not a curated record. Bases 1 to 339 code for a protein of 112 amino acids. The transcript has a single exon.